Molecule: messenger RNA, 688 nt
Organism: Sceloporus undulatus (fence lizard)
Lineage: Eukaryota; Metazoa; Chordata; Lepidosauria; Squamata; Phrynosomatidae
Gene: GNGT2
Product: G protein subunit gamma transducin 2
Exons: 3
Coding region: 104-313 (69 amino acids)
Biological process (GO): G protein-coupled receptor signaling pathway
Cellular component (GO): heterotrimeric G-protein complex
Molecular function (GO): G-protein beta-subunit binding
Source: RefSeq, a predicted model, not a curated record
GAGAACUGAACACAGCAGACAACAUCAUUUUACCAACUCAGGUAGAUGUAUCUCUAAAAAACAGUGGAGCUUUGGAGGGGGAAACACAUCAAAGGAGGGCAAGAUGGCCCAAGAUAUGACUGAGAAGGAGCUCCUAAAGAUGGAAAUAGAUCAACUGAAAAAAGAAGUGAAGCUCGAAAGACAAAUGAUCUCCAAGACAGCUAAAGAACUCAAGGAUUAUAUAGAAUCCAUGGCUGCUGAAGAUCCUCUCUUAAAAGGUGUCCCAGAGGACAAGAAUCCAUUCAAGGAGAAGGGAGGUUGUAUAAUAAGCUGACCACGGCCCCACCCAGAGAAGAUCUUUGUUGCCCUCCGUAUACAAUACCGAGACUGUGUGGAUUUUACUUACCUGUCUAGUAUAACUGAGUCUAAAUGGAUCUUCUGCAGGGGCAAAACAAUAAAUAAAUAAAUUUGGACUCCUUUGCUGGGAUUUAACCUUCCUAAAGAACAAGGAAAUUGGGGAAAGAGGUCUCCACCAAGAUAAACAACGGAAAAGACAACUUCUGUUUUACGAGUUCGAGUCUCACUUGUUUUUUGUAAAUACACUGCAGUUUGUACACGUUUCCCUAUGAAGCUGGCUUUUAAUUGAUGUUUUAAACAAACACACAAGCAAAACGUAGACUUUUCAGUUUCAUUGGUUUAGUGUUUCUAG